Naegleria gruberi is the source of this 765-nucleotide messenger RNA. RefSeq lists its product as uncharacterized. NCBI's taxonomy places the organism in Eukaryota, Heterolobosea, Eutetramitea, Acrasida, Naegleriidae. The coding region runs from base 1 to 765 and encodes 254 amino acids. The transcript has a single exon. The record is from RefSeq and is a predicted model, not a curated record.
AUGAAUCGUACCAAUAAACCAACAACAGCAAGCAAACCACAACAACCUCGUAGAAAUAAACCAAUGUCUGCCGGAAAGAAGAGAAAGAUGGAGGAGGCAGCACUGAAUGCACCAACACAACAACAGAAAAAAGUUGUAGUUACGGAAACUGAGGAAUAUAAUUCAGAUGAUGAGAAAAUUAUUCUCCAUCCUAUUGUUGAAUUUUUGGAGCAGUGGAAGAAUGAUAGAAGUAAUUGGACAUUUGAUGGUACAAAACAAAGAACACUUAUUAAUCAAUGUUUAAAUGCACAAAUUAUUGAUGGAAAACGAUUCAAAUAUUUUCUUGAAUAUGUAGCUCCACUAGUUGGUUUUGACCGUGUGAAAUUAUUUGAAACUUGUAGAGAAUAUGUCAAGACUCAAAGAGCUGCUGCUCAAAAGAAUGCUCUCCAUACACUCCCAUCAAAGGAAAGAAAAUUAGUACUUACCGAUAAGUCAAUCAGAGCAAAAUGUGUCAAUGAAAUGAAAGAUAUUCUUCAAGACAAUAAGAGAUAUAAAAGGGCCAAGACAGUUAUGCGUGUUCUUAAGGCAACUGACAAGGAUAGUGGAUCUAGAUAUAAUUUAGAGGAUUUUUCAGAUGUUCGUGAUACUGAUUAUGAAGAAAAGAAUAAUGUUGUUGAAAAAUCAAAGAAUGAAAAUGGUGAAGAAGAAACUAAGGAAAAUGUCAAUAGUGAUAAUGAAAGCAGCUCUAGCUCUGAUAGCAGUAGUAGUAGCAGUGAUGAAGAAUAA